Molecule: messenger RNA, 948 nt
Organism: Eimeria maxima
Lineage: Eukaryota; Apicomplexa; Conoidasida; Eucoccidiorida; Eimeriidae
Exons: 2
Coding region: 1-948 (315 amino acids)
Source: RefSeq, a predicted model, not a curated record
AUGCAAACAGACAUUCCGUUAUUGAAGGCCAUAGGGCCACCACCUGCUGAGCCGUGCAGCAGCAGCAGCAGCAGCAGUAGCACGAGCAGCAACAGCAGCAACAGCAGUAGCAUAACUUGUUGCGAUAACAACACCACCACCAACACCACCACCACCAACAACAACAACAGCAACAGCAACAACAGCAACAGCAACAGCAACAACAACAACAAUAACAAUAACAACAACAACAGCAGCAGCAGCAGCAGCAGCAGCAGCAGUUGUGGCGGUCGUCGUUGUUGCAGCAGCAGCAGCAGCAGCCGUCGUUUAACCCUUCCGAUACCAAAGAGGAGAAAUCCUCUUCGUUGCGAAGAUGAAUUGCAGCAGCAGCAGCAGCAGCAGCAGCAGCAGCAGCAGCAGCAGCAACAUCUUCAUCUGUUGCAUCAGCAGCAGCAUCAGCAGCAUCAGCAGCAAGUACAGCAGCAGCAGCAGCAAGUACAGCAGCAGCGACUGGAUAAAUUAUGUCGCCCUUUUUGUCUCUCUUCUCCUUCUCAUUCAUCAGAGGCGUCAACAGCAGACGAACUUGAUGAACAUCUACAGGUACCAUCAGCAGCAGCUGCUGCAGCAGCAGCAGCUGCAGCAGGAAUAACAGGUGCAACAGCAACAACAGCAGCAGGAGUAACAGGUACAACAAAAGGAUUAGUAACAACAGGUGUAUCAUCAACAAGUACAACAACAACAUUAUCCUUAGCAACAACAACACCAACAACAAAUGCAGCAGCAGCAGCAGCAAGUGCAGCAGCAAGUGCAGCAGCAGCAGCAGGAGGAGGAGGAGAUAAAUAUCAGCAGCAGCAGCAACAGCAGCAGCAGCAGCAGCAGCAACAGCAACACAAACAGCAGCAACAGGUAUAUCAUCAGUACCUUUAUCAAUACAAGACAAUAUUACAUACAUCAAUAGAACCACAAUAA